UUCCCAUAUUCUUUUUUAAAGCCCUUCUUUUCUUUCUUUUUGAAUCGAUCAUCAUCUUUUCUUUCUUUUUGAGUCGAUCAUCGUCGUUUCUUUCUUUUUAUGUGAAUUGAUCAUCAUCUAUCAGAAAUUCUCUUUUACCGAAUGGCGCUUUGCAGAGUUUAAUUUUUUUUUUUAAUUUUGUAUUAGCUUUUUACAGUAAUUUGAUGUACUUUUAUUAUAUGUAUUAGUUGACUAAUACACUUACUACAUGUUUUUUAUUUUCUGAAAAUGAAUGCAGUUCAUUGUAGUUAUGGUUAAGCUUGCAGUCAUUGUAGUUAUGGUUAAGCUUGCAGUCAUUGUAUUUCAUAGUGGUCAAUGGGAUGAGCAACAGUGCUAUGUGGACUACAAAACGAAUUGUGUUUUGAUUGAUGGAGUGACAUCAUCAUUUGAUUCUUUUGUGAACUUGAUAUGUACUGAAAUUCAGAUUGAGUCAUGUAUUGAACUUUCAGUUUUAUUGUCUAUAUAUAGGUAGUAAUGGUGUUCAACAUGUUCUUAAGAUUGUUGAAAAUAAAGAUGUGACUUGGUUCUUGACAUUGGUUAAGGAUCAAUCUACCCAAUAUCCUUUAGUUGCUCGUUCUAUAGACACGAUAUUGGAUGUAUCAAUUGGUUCUUCUUCUUCCAUAGUUGAGGUUGAUUUAGGAUGUGAAUUAGCAAUUUUUAGAAAUGUUGAUAUUACUAAUACUAACAAUGAGGUGGCUUUUAAGGAGAAUGAUUUGUUUUGUAGUAAAGAAAUUUUGCUAAAGGCAUUCCGCUCUAUAACUUUCAAGACUAAUUUUGAGUUUAAGACAUUGAGAUCUAAUGAGUUGGGAUGUAAUGAAGAUGACUGUCUUUGGUUUGUUAGAGCAUCGCGUUAUAAAAGAAGUGAAUUAUGGAUGAUUCGAAAAAAUGUUAGUGAUCAUAGUUGCUCAAUGAUUGUUCAUUCUUCUCAUAAGCAAGCAUCUUCAGAAUUUUUUAGUCAAUGUAUGAUUGAUUAUUUGAGGUAUAGUUAUUCUCAUUCAAUACCAAAAGAUAUCAUUCACCAUAUGUGUAUGAAUUAUGGAGUUUCUGUUAGUUAUUAUAAGGUUUGUAGAGCAAAAGAAUCUGUUACGAAGUUGUUGAAAGGAGAUGUCGAUAAUUCUUAUGCUUUGAUUCCAAAGUUCUUUUCAAAACUAAAAGAAAUAAAUCCAGGUUCAUUUACUGCAUAUGAAAUAGAUGCAAAUGGCCAUUUCAAAUAUUGUUUCAUGGCUAUUGCAUCAUCAAUUGAAGGUUGGACAUAUUGUAGACCAAAUAUAGCAGUUGAUGGGACAUUUUUAAAGUUAGAUGAUUUCGAGUUGUAUAUGAGAUGGAUGGAGUCGAUAUACCCAUCUUUUAAAGGAUACCUUAUGAAAGUUGGUUUUAAGAGAUGGUCACGCACAUACUCUAGAAAAAGAAGAUAUCAAAUAAUGACAACAAAUAUUUGUGAAAGCUUGAAUUCUAAGUUGAAGAUUGGUAGAGACUUACCAGUUGCAUCCUUGUUUGAGGUCAUUAGAGAGUUUCUUCAACAGUGGUUUUAUGAGAAGAAAAGCAGCAUCAUGUUCAAAGAGUGUUUUGAGUUCUUGGGCUGAAGGACUAAUAAGAAAGAUAGUUGAUGAAUCACGAAGCUUCAUUGUUAAUCCUGUGAGUGAAGUUGAAUUUCAAGUAGUUGAUGGAGGCAAAAAAUUUUUAGUAAAGUUGAAUUGUAGUAGUUGCAGUUGUCUUUUCUGGGAUCUAGAAGAAAUUCCACGUACUCAUGCUCUUAUUGUGAUUCGUAGCCUUAAUUUGGAUCUUUAUGCAUUGUUUCACAAUAUUAUUAUGCUAGUGUAUUGUCUGCAACUUAUUGUGGAUUAGUUCGUCCGAGUUGGCAACCAUACUAAUUAGAGUGUUAUAGAGGUGAAUGACCAUGUAUUGCCUCCAGUAUAUAGACGUUCAGCAGGAAGACCUCGAAAAAGAAGGAUUCCUUCUAUUUGUGAAUUUUCAAAGAGCACAAAAUGCAGUCGUUGUAAGAGAGUCAGUCAUAAUAUUAGGACUGGUACAUUUGAACCCAUUUGAACAAUUUAAUUGUUUUAAAAUUUAGUAAUUAUCAAUGAUGUAGUAUUUGAACAAUUUACUUGUUUUGAAAUUUAGCAGUUAUUAGUGAUGUAUUAGCAAUUUUAUUUUGGAA
Messenger RNA from Cucumis sativus (cucumber), 2197 nucleotides. RefSeq lists its product as uncharacterized. The transcript has 4 exons. NCBI's taxonomy places the organism in Eukaryota, Viridiplantae, Streptophyta, Magnoliopsida, Cucurbitales, Cucurbitaceae. The coding region runs from base 912 to 1622 and encodes 236 amino acids. The record is from RefSeq and is a predicted model, not a curated record.